Onychostoma macrolepis is the source of this 2597-nucleotide messenger RNA. Its product is annotated as zinc finger protein 501-like. Gene Ontology annotation, biological process: negative regulation of transcription by RNA polymerase II; regulation of cytokine production; regulation of immune system process. NCBI's taxonomy places the organism in Eukaryota, Metazoa, Chordata, Actinopteri, Cypriniformes, Cyprinidae. The annotation marks the transcript as partial. The transcript is spliced from 2 exons. The record is from RefSeq and is a predicted model, not a curated record.
ACCAGAAACCUGGAAAAUAAAACACGAGGAACCAGAAACCUGGAGAAUAAAACAGGAGGAACCAGAAACCUGGAAAAUAAAACAGGAGGAACCAGAACCUGGAAAAUAAAACAGGAGGAACCAGAAACCUGGAAAAUAAAACAGGAGGAACCAGAAACCUGGAGAAUAAAACAAGAGGAACCAGAAACCUGGAGAAUAAAACAAGAGGAACCAGAAACCUGGAGAAUAAAACAAGAGGAACCAGAAACCUGGAGAAUAAAACACGAGGAACCAGAAACCUGGAGAAUAACACACGAGGAACAAGGAGAGCUGAUUGAAGAAAAAGAGGAGAAUGAAAAAUCAAGUGAAGUUGAGGAGAAAAAUCAUGUCGAAGCUGGAGAAAAACAUUUGAGUUGCUCUCAAGCCAAACAGAAAGAUUUAAAGAAAAGAGGAGCCAAUACAUCUUUCACCUGCACUCGGUGUGGAAAGAGUUUCACAUGCAAAACAAGUCUUGAGCGUCACAUGAGAAUUCAUACUGGAGAGAAACCAUUCACUUGUGAUCAGUGCGGGAAGAGUUUCACACAAUCAGCAAACCUUAAGGUACACAUGAACAUCCACACUAGAGAGAGGCAGCACGCAUGUGAUCAGUGCGGUAAAAUGUAUUUAUGGGCUGCAGGUCUGAAGAAACACUUUUUGAAAGUACAUAAAACACAUACUGGUGUGGGAGAAUGCAUGAGCUGUAAGUGUGAAAAGACUUUUACUUCAGCAACCUGUUUAAAACCGCAUGAAAGGAUGCAAACUGGAGAGAAACCUUAUGUGUUCACACUGUGUCCACACUGUGACAAAAGAUUUAUUAAGUCAGGAGACCUGAAAAUACAUGAGAGGAUCCACACUGGAGAGAAACCUUAUAAGUGUUCACACUGCAACAAGAGAUUCAAUAAGUCAGGAGACCUGAAAAUACAUGAGAGGAUACACACUGGAGAGAAACCUUUUAAGUGUUCACACUGCAGCAAGAGAUUCAAUAAGUCAGGAGAUGUUAAAAUACAUGAGAGGAUCCACACUGGAGAGAAACCUUAUACGUGUUCACAUUGCAACAAGAGAUUCAGUCAGUCAGUACAUCUGAAAACACAUGAGAUGAUCCACACUGGAGAGAAACCUUAUAAGUGUUCACACUGUGAUGAGAGAUUCAGUCAGUCAUCAAAUCUGAAAAGACACGAGAGGAUCCACGCUGGAGAGAAACCGUAUCAGAACAAAAGUAGAACAAAAGUAGUAGAACAAAAGAAGCAGAAGUACCCCUAAGUAGAUCAUCUUCAGAUCCAGCACUUUCAGAUCUGAUGCUGCCUCCUCACCAAAUCUGAAACAAUAAUGCAUCAAGCAGUAAAAUAUCAUCUGGAUAAAUCUGUCCUAACCAGUCAUUACAUGUGACAUGACAAAGAAACCUUACCUAAAGUUUUCACUGUGAAUAAAGUUCAACUUCAUCUUCAAAACCAGCAGAUUCAAUUGUGAGAUUCAGUUCAACUCAAAGAUAGAGAUCCUCCCCAUAGAACAAUGGCAAAAUUUAUGAAAAAAGUAUAAAUGAUAUCAUUGUGUUUUCUUAUGGGUUUUCAUGUUAUGUUCAGUUGUCUUAAAAUGCAUAUGUAUCACUUGUAGUUUGCUUAUUCUUUCAUCAAGGAAAGUAGAUGGUUUUUACAAACUGAUCUUGUUCAGGACACUUUUAAGAGAGACUGAGAUUUAAUUUGAAUUUGUUCUUCAUUGUUGUUUUUAAAAUAACGGAGUUAUUCUUCCGCUUAAGAUGUAUUUAGGAAAUGCAGCUUUGCAACUGAUUCUUUUUUGCUUCUCUUGUAAGUAGGAAUGGAUACUUGAACCCGCUAUUAAAUGAGCCCUGUGGCUGAAUUACGAAAAACUGUUGUAUCGAUAAGCUCUGAUGUUAACUGUUCUGCAUUUGGUGCUGGGGAAAUUAAGGAAAUACACUUACAAUUUAUUAUUGGUACAUGAAUACUAUCAAGCUAACUGUAUCUUGCCAACUCUUUCUACAUGCGAUAAUAUCAAGACAUUUGUCCGUGAUGUCUUUUCGUUAUUUGCAAUCUAUAAGCGAGAUAUACUCUCUUUUACUUCAGGGCUGUGGAUGUGUGAGGUAAAGUGGUAUAUUAGAGAAAAUCUGAGGUCUUUAUGUCCGCCACGUGUAUGUGUCCACAUGUUUGUAGUAAUCCAUUAUUAUGAGUUUGCACCACUGAUCUAUAACAGAAAACUGGAUUGCUCACUGUAAAAGUAAAGCCACUGUGCCACCAUAUUGCUAUUCCCGAGAAUUAUAUUUUAUACCCCAUCCCCUUGGCCCUUGAAUCAGAGUGAGAAAAAGUUUAACGAUUUCUAUUUAUUGGGGGACUAGCCCCCCUCAAUGUCUAUGGUGGUUACAGCUCUGAUCAGACAUGAAAAUAUGUUGUGGCACUAUUGUGCAGUCAGUAAUGUUAAUGGCUUAAUGUUAGCAAACCUUAGCGAUUUCUUUUAUUUUUUUGCAAACAUUCCUUUGAAUAACAUGACCAUAAUAUGAACACAUGAUUGAAUGUUAACAUAAAACAAAUGAUUACUUUUCAUUAAAAUCUUUAUUAACGCCAAUAAUU